Perkinsus marinus ATCC 50983 is the source of this 162-nucleotide messenger RNA. RefSeq lists its product as hypothetical. The annotation marks the transcript as partial. Lineage: Eukaryota; Perkinsozoa; Perkinsida; Perkinsidae. The record is from RefSeq and is a predicted model, not a curated record. The transcript has a single exon.
AUACGCCGACUCCUACAGCUGUGGCGCCGACCUCACGAGUUGCCAUCACGUCGACUGGAGCCUCAACAGUCGCGGCCACUACCAUUGCCUCUACAUCAACGGCAGCAACUUCCGCUCCGACAUCUUCCGUUUCUCGGACCACGGCUGCUGGUGUCGAGCAAG